UUUCAUACUCUGAGAAUGCAAAGGCAAAAAAAAGCAAAGGUGAUAACAUUAAAUGCUUGUGAAAAUGAUCGGAAAACGGCCGCAAUUUCUUCGAUUCCACUGUCGAAUGCGGUCAGAAAAAUGCGGACGAUACUGCUGGUCUUUCUAGUGACCCUAGUGAUCAAUUGUCAUGGGGCACCUCAACUUAGUAUCAAUACGUCGGGUGGAUUGGGAGGAAUAAUCGAUAAUAUUGAAGGUGUGAUUCCUGGCUUGGGUUCGAACUCAAAUCAAGACGAUGGUUCCAGUGGACAAAAGGGGGAUGGCUCGACUGGAUCGGGGGGGAGUGAUCCAGGUGGAUCCGGGUCAGAUAAGCAAGAUAUGGAUGGAGGUAUUCUUACGCGCAUUGGAAAUGUUGUCUUUGGUUUUGGUAGUGAUGGAGAUCUCUCAGGAGACGAAAAUGAUUCCGACGGAGACGGUAAUUCCUUAGGUUUAGGAUUAGUUUCAGAAGUCCUAGGGGGUAGUGAUGGGAGGGGGACAGAUUUAGAUUUAAGUGGACUGCCAGGGAUGGGUGAUAAUGAUGGAGAGGGUGGUCAAGGGUCUAGUGGAAAAGCUGGUAGUCAAGGCGAUACGAAUAGUGGAACAGAUGAUAUGGAUUCCACUGGUUCAGGGUCAAGUAAUACAGGUGACCAAGGAGCAGACUCACAAGAUUCCGAUGAGGGCAUCAUUGGGAAAGCAGUAGAUACUAUCUUCGGUUUUGGUAGCGAUGGGUCAAGUUCAGGAGAUGCAAAUGGUACCGGUGGAAACAGUAAUUCCUCUGGCUCAGGGUCAGGAUCAGGUGGAGAAAGGCAAGAAGACGGUACUGAUGGAGCGUCGAAUGCAGGAUCAAACGAAGGAGGAGGAAAUGGUAAUGAUGAAGAGCCAGAUUCCGUUAAAGAAGGAGCGGGUGGUAACAGUUCAGAUGACGAUGGAGACGAUUCUGAUGAUGAUAUAUUUCACCGAUUCAUCGAUACAAUCCCUGGCUUCGGCCAGAGCAGUUCUAGUUCCAAUGAAGAAGGUGGUACCGGUGCAGACAGUAGUUCAGGUACUUCAGGGUCAGACGGGGGGACAGAUGGGAACUCUGGUGGUACUGAUCGGUCAGGGGAAGAGAAUGACUCCAGUAAGGAUGGCGAUGCCGGCAGUUCAGGGGCAGGAGGUGACGGUGAUAGUAAUGAGGGUAUUUUUGGUAGAAUUAUAGAUAUCAUACCAGGUACUGGUUUGAUUCCCCGUUUCGGAGGCAGCUCUGAUAGUGACAGCAGUAGUAGUAGUAGUAGUAGUAGCAGCAGUAGGAGUUCAAGCUCAAGUGAGGAAGGUGAUUCUACUGGGGGAUCAGCAGGCCAAAUGUCAGGUGAUGUAGGUCUUGAUAAUGAUUCGGCUGGUGAGGGAGGUUUAGGGAGUAACGGCUCAGGUAGUUCGGAUGCAGGGGAUUCUAUGGAAAAUAAUUCAGCUGACUCAGGAUCAACAGGUGAUAAUUCAGCAAGUGGAGAUAGUCCAGGGGGUAGCGAUUCGAGUGGCAAAAAUCCAGAUGGAGAUAAUACAGGGGGUGGAGGUUCUGGGGGAUCAGAUGGAGGAGACGCAGAAAGUAAUUCAUCUGGAUCCGGACCAGGAGGAGAUUUAGGAGAUAAUAAUUCAGGUGGUGCUGAACCAGACGAAGUAGGUCCAGAAAGUAGUCCAUCUGGAGGCGGACCAGGAGGAGAUUCGGAAGAUAAUAAUUCAGACGGUGCUGAACAAGACGGAGAAGGCCCAGAAAGUAAUCCAUCUGGGGCCGGACCAGGAGGAGAUUUAGGAGAUAAUAAUUCAGGCGGUGCUGAACCAGACGGAGAAGGUCCAGAAAGUAGUCCAUCUGGAGGCGGACCAGGAGGAGAUUCGGAAGAUAAUAAUUCAGGCGGUGCGGAACCAGACGGCGAAGGUCCAGACAGUAGUCCAUCGGGGGUCGGACCAGGAGGAGAAUCAGAAGAUAAUAAUUCAGGAGGUGCUGAGCCGGACGGAGAAGGUCCAGAAAGUAGUCCAUCGGGGGCCGGACCAGGAGGAGAUUUAGGAGAUAAUAAUUCAGGCGGUGCUGAACCAGACGGAGUAGGUCCAGAAAGUAGUCCAUCUGGAGGCGGACCAGGAGGAGAUUUAGGAGAUAAUAAUUCAGGCGGUGCUGAACCGGACGGAGAAGGCCCAGAAAGUAGCCCAUCUGGAGGCGGACCAGGAGGAGAUUCGGAAGAUAAUAAUUCAGACGGUGCUGAACCAGAUGGAGAAGGUCCAGAAGGUAGUCCAUCGGGGGUCAGACCAGGAGGAGAAUCAGAAGAUAAUAAUUCAGGAGGUGCUGAGCCGGACGGAGAAGGCCCAGAAAGUAAUCCAUCUGGGGCCGGACCAGGAGGAGAUUCGGAAGAUAAUAAUUCAGGCGGUGCGGAACCAGACGGAGAAGGCCCAGAAAGUAGUCCAUCGGGGGUCGGGCCAGGAGGAGAUUCAGAAGAUAAUAAUUCAGGCGGUGCGGAACCAGACGGAGUAGGUCCAGAAAGUAGUCCAUCUGGAGGCGGACCAGGAGGAGAUUUGGAAGAUAAUAAUUCAGACGGUGCGGAACCAGACGGAGAAGGCCCAGAAAGUAAUCCAUCUGGGGCCGGACCAGGAGGAGAUUCGGAAGAUAAUAAUUCAGGCGGUGCGGAACCAGACGGAGAAGGUCCAGACAGUAGUCCAUCGGGGGUCGGACCGAGAGGAGAUUUAGGAGAUAAUGAUUCAGGCGGUGCUGAACCAGACGGAGAAGGCCCAGAAAGUAACCCUUCUGGAGACGGACCAGGAGAAAAUUUAGGAGAUAAUAAUCCAGGCGGUUCUGGACCUGACGAGCAAGAGCCAGGCAGUAGUUCAUCUGGUUCAGAAUCAGAAGGAAUGGUAGGAGGUAACAAUUCAGGCGGUUCUGGAUCGACCGGAGAAGACCCAGAUAGUAAUUCCUCUGGUUCAGACGCGAAUCAACAGGGAGAUGGCAGCGAUUCUAAUUCGAUUGGCGGCAAUCAGGAGAGUUCUAGUAGUUCUAGUUCUAGUUCAAGUUCAAGUUCAAGCUCCAGUGAAGAACUAUCCGGAAGUGACAGCAACUCCACAGACGAGGAGGGUUCUAGUCAAAACUCCAGUUUAACAGGCCUCCUGGGUCUCGCACUUGUACCCUUGACACCCUUAGCACUCUUGGGCUCUCUCUUCACUUAAUCACACGAUUAAUUUAAUCGUCAACUGGAUCUCCUCAGCCGCACUGGACGACAUCGUCAAUCAAUAAAAAGAAAUUUCAGAUUAAUCCAUAACCGGAUCAGUUUGAAAAUCGAUUUCCACACCUCCUUGAAAUCCCCGACCAUCGAUUCAAAUAUCAAUUGACAGGCCCGAACCUUGUACCAAUUUUUAAUAAAUAUAUCCGUCCAAUAAAUCAUUCACCAAGUUC
This is a messenger RNA of Diachasmimorpha longicaudata, 3424 nucleotides long. RefSeq lists its product as uncharacterized. The transcript has 4 exons. The coding region runs from base 16 to 3198 and encodes 1060 amino acids. The record is from RefSeq and is a predicted model, not a curated record. Lineage: Eukaryota; Metazoa; Arthropoda; Insecta; Hymenoptera; Braconidae.